GAGGAUGUGUCGGGCAUUCGUUUGCGUUUUGCUGCAUUAUUGAAAUUCGAGAUUGUAGAAAUUACGCAUUGGCCUGAGUGCAGCACUCUUUGCGAAACAACACAUAAAAAAAAUCCAAUGCAAAUUGUUAUUAUCGAAACCGGGACUGCUAAACAAUAAUAAGCAGCCGAGGGCGCGACAAAACAAAGCUUUAUCAGACGCUGCAGAACGCAAAUUAAAGCAUAUAUCGCGCCUCGCAUACAAAAUUUACAGUUACAACAUUAACACAACUUAAAGUGCCCAAAUAUAUAUAAGAAACUCGCAGACGUCGACAUUGAAGAGUGCCUGCAAAGAAAAAAAAACGUUACGGACCGCUAUUCCGGAUAAAAAUCGAUUAGUAGUUGUGGUUAAACAAUUUCAGGGCGCGCAGUAAUUCAAAGGCUUUUAUGUCAUUAUUACUAUGAAAUUGGAUGCAAUUGUUGAAUGGUACCAGAAAAAAAUAGGCACCUAUGAUAAGCAAGAAUGGGAGAAGACUGUCGAGCAGCGCAUCUUGGAUGGUUUUAACAGCGUUAACUUGAAGAAUACCAAACUAAAGACCGAACUGAUUGAUGUGGAUUUGGUGCGGGGCUCCACAUUUCCUAAGGCAAAGCCAAAACAAACUUUAGUAACUGUGAUACGUUUGGCCGUAUUGCGCUAUUUAUUGUUGCCACUCUAUUCGCAAUGGUGGGUCAAGCAAACCACGCCAAACGCCUUUGGCAUCAUUCUCUGCCUGUACGUCACACAAAUGAUCAAUUGGGCCAUAUACAUUUUAAAUAGCAAUCGCAUUGUGCCUCAAAACUCAGUGCAGCUGCCGGGUACGGUUGCCAAUACAACCGCUCAAGAUGCUGAAAAGCAGGCGGAAGAGCAUGCCGAUCUGCUUAGUGCUCUGCUGAUACCAAUGGGGCUUAGUUUGCUAAUCAGUUUAAUACACUCACAAAUUGUGGCAACUAAUAGUACGCCUUCUGGCAAUAAAACCAAGUUGCGACGCUUCUCCACAACCAAUUUCAAUGACAAAUCCACAGCACGUGAGACGCGACCAAGGCGGCGUAAGAAGUUUGUGCGAAUUCGUCAACCAGAAAGCGAAUGCGUGCCAGCAAAUAGCAACACUUCUCUGUCGCGGCGCACAGCUAGCGCAAAGAUAGCGUCAAGUACUGGUAGCAAUAUUGAAGUUCUUCCUAAGACGCCAUCGCCCACAGCCAUACCAGCAAUCUCAGCUUUAGCCCUUGCAGCACCCGCCGCAAGCGUACCCAAGAUUCCAAACAAACCGUGCAGUUGUCUAAGCGCUCAGCCCACACCUUCUAUUAUGCUGAAGCGCACCGAUAGCGAGGAGACAUAUUUGACUACAACUGCCAUCAUUUCGCAACCUCAUCAAGGCCAAACAGCAGCGGCCGACAGCACAACCAUUACAACGGACUCCCUAUACGAUCUCAGAGCUACCGCCAACGAACAAGUGGCCGCAUUAACGACUGAUAGUCCGCAUAAAAAACGCAACGUCAAUUGGCACACCCCCAUUCAAAUCUGUGCCACAUUCGACCAGCACGAACAACCAACCUCAACACAAAGUCUUAAAACUUUAGCCGUCUCCAGUGAGAUAAAAGCUUCCGGUAGCAGUGGCAGCGUUGAAAACCUAGAGCCUGCUUUUCAGCCUCGUCGCAACAUUGGAGAAGACGAUGGCUUUGAGAGUUUGAACGGCAAAAGCUCCAGUGGCGAGGACAACAAUCAUUCGCCUCUGCCGAGCAGUAGUAAUGCUUCACCAGCUGCUCCAGGAACAGCUGCUGCACCCACAACAAGCCAGCUACGAUUGCGCCUCAACGUUUCGAGUACGGCCACAAGCACGAACACCGCCAUCGGUGUGGAAAAGAAAUCCCAGACCCGUGGCAAUGAGUCCACCACCAGCUGUGCAGAGUCCGAUGAAUGCGAUGACGUUGAUAUCAUAUCUAGUCCCGCUUCGGCCUGCAAUAAUGAGUGCACAACAUCUGCAACGGACUGGUUGGGUGUUACAACCAACAGCGAGGAUUGCAGCUACACCUCAGAGAUGGAACAUUCGGAUGGCUAUAAGCAUCAACAAGCAACUGACGAAGAGUACGCAGACCUGGAUAUAACGCCCACUACCAUAUUAAAUCCACACAGCACCAUGGAUCGCAUUAGCUGCACCAUUUGGGAUCAGCGUGACACUAAAAAGGCCCAAAUGUCUGUGCUUGAGAUCGCCUCCUGUAUUAUUGAACGCGUCGAUUCGAUGGCUGAAACAAAUGAUUACAUUUAUAUUGGAAUAUUUUUCUCAUUUCUGCUAACACUCAUACCCACUUUCUGUCGUUUGUGCGAGAUUACCAUUGAUGCGGAUAAGAGCAGCGAGAUAAGCUAUUUCUAUAUACCCAUAAUGCUGUGGGAGAAGUCAUCGGCAUCGUUCUUCACACUUUUGGGCUUUGCUUUUGGUGAGGCCCGUUGGGAGCGUGCAGUGCUUGCCUUGGGAUUUGUGCAGCGUUUAUGCUUGACCCUCAUAUUGUUCAUAAUAUUUGCUGUGGCGGAGCGCACCUUUAAACAACGCUUUUUAUAUGCGAAACUCUUUUCUCAUUUGACGUCGUCACGACGGGCCCGAAAGUCAAAUCUUCCGCACUUUCGCCUUAACAAGGUUCGCAACAUUAAAACCUGGCUCAGUGUGCGUUCCUAUCUGAAGAAACGCGGCCCACAACGCUCCGUCGAUAUUAUUGUGUCUGCCGCAUUUAUAGUCACGCUGCUGCUUUUAGCCUUUCUGAGUGUUGAGUGGCUGAAGGACUCGGUACAUCUGCACUCUCAUCUAACGCUAGAGGCGCUUAUGUGGUCCAUAACAAUUGGGAUCUUUUUGCUACGCUUCAUGACACUUGGAAACAAAAUCCAGCACAAAUAUCGUAGCGUUUCGGUUUUGAUAACCGAACAAAUUAAUUUGUACCUGCAGAUUGAACAAAAACCGAAGAAGAAGGACGAACUCAUGGUCUCAAACAGCGUACUGAAGCUAGCAGCUGAUCUGUUAAAGGAGCUUGAAACGCCAUUCAAGAUCUCUGGACUUAGUGCCAAUCCAUAUUUAUUUACCACAAUCAAAGUUGUCAUUCUGUCGGCACUGUCGGGCGUGCUGAGCGAGGUUCUGGGCUUUAAGUUGAAGUUGCACAAAAUUAAAAUUAAGUAGUGAGUCUUAAAAAGAGCAAAAUUGCAAACAAUUUUCAAAGCACGCAAACGCUGCUAGCAAAAUUAAUAUUUUUGUAGUACAACUUUUCGAAAUGCUUCAUGGAAUAUCUACACCAACUUAAUUACGUAUAUAGUUUAUAUAUUUACCUACUCUUUAAAUAAACCUAAGUGAUUCAGUAAA
Molecule: messenger RNA, 3358 nt
Organism: Scaptodrosophila lebanonensis
Lineage: Eukaryota; Metazoa; Arthropoda; Insecta; Diptera; Drosophilidae
Gene: phtf
Product: putative homeodomain transcription factor
Exons: 9
Coding region: 440-3178 (912 amino acids)
Cellular component (GO): endoplasmic reticulum
Source: RefSeq, a predicted model, not a curated record